Alligator mississippiensis (American alligator) is the source of this 2267-nucleotide messenger RNA. It is a transcript of the gene TRMT1, whose product is annotated as tRNA methyltransferase 1. The record is from RefSeq and is a predicted model, not a curated record. Gene Ontology annotation, cellular component: nucleus. NCBI's taxonomy places the organism in Eukaryota, Metazoa, Chordata, Crocodylia, Alligatoridae. Gene Ontology annotation, molecular function: RNA binding. The transcript has 17 exons. The coding region runs from base 98 to 2143 and encodes 681 amino acids. Gene Ontology annotation, biological process: tRNA N2-guanine methylation.
CGACGCCCUCCAUUGGCCGCCUGGCGACCACCUGAUCGCUCCCCGCAGGAUUCAACAUGGUGCCGCCCACAUAGCUGGGGCAGGCAGCCACUGAUGAAUGGGAAACCAGCUUGGCUUGGCUUGGCUUGUGACACAUUGGCUUCCACAGCCAAGCAGAGCAGUGAGAGGGGGCAGGCAGCUCCUGCAGCUCUCAUACCCCCUCACUGGAUGGCUCUGGGCUUCCAGGAUCAUGGAUGGGGAAACCAACGGCUCGGCAGCCUCUGGGGACCAGCUGCUGGCCCCUGAGGCUGCAGAGGCAGUGGGAGCUGGAGAGAUGGUGAUCACUGAAGGCAAAGCCAGGAUCAUCUUCCCUGGCAGAAAUGAGGUUUUCUACAACCCCGUGCAGGAGUUUAACCGGGACCUGACGUGCGCUGUGAUCACAGAGUUCGCCCGCCUUUGGCUCUCAGCCAAAGGCAUUCGGGCUAUUGUCCCUGGAGAGAAGCAUGCUGGGAAGAUGGUAGUGGAUCUCUCUGAAGGGGACAUGGAGAUGGUGCAGGAGGGUGUGGAGCAAACAGCAGCGCCGGGGGAAGUGUGUCAGGGAGGGCUGCGGGUGCUGGAGGGGCUGGCAGCCUCGGGGCUGCGCUCUAUACGCUUUGCCCAAGAGGUGCCAGGGCUCCAUGCUGUCAUAGCCAACGACUUCUCAGCCCGUGCUGUGGAGCUCAUGGGCAGGAAUGUGCAGCUCAACGGUGUCGGGCACCUGGUGACACCUAGCCAGGCUGAUGCCAGGAUGGUGAUGUACCAGAGCAAGGCAGAGAAGAAGCCAUUUGAUGUGAUAGACCUGGAUCCCUACGGCAGCCCAGCCAUCUUCCUGGAUGCUGCUGUGCAGGCCCUGAGCGAGGGGGGCCUGUUGUGUGUGACGUGUACGGACAUGGCUGUGAUGGCGGGGAACAGCGGGGAGACGUGUUACAGCAAGUACGGAGCCAUGUCACUCAAGGGCAAGUUCUGCCAUGAGAUGGCCCUGCGUAUCCUUCUGCACAGCCUGGACCUCCGGGCUAACUGCUACCAGCGCUAUGUGGUGCCACUGCUUGCUAUCAGCGUCGACUUCUACAUCCGUGUCUUCGUUCGCAUCUUCACUGGCCAGGCCAAGGUUAAGGCCUCUGCCAGCAAGCAGGCUUUGGUUUACCACUGUGUGGGCUGUGGCACUCACCACCUCCAGCGCCUGGGCAAGGUCACCAGCCACGGCAGCAACUUCAAGUACUCCCCAGCCUCAGGGCCCCCUGUGGGGACCUUGUGUGAGCACUGCCAGCAGCGGCACCAGCUGGGGGGACCCAUAUGGGCAGAGCCUCUUCAUGAUAUGGCUUUUGUGGAGCGAGUUCUGGGUGCCCUGGAGACCAACCCCAGGCGAUUUCGCACCCAGGACCGGAUCCAGGGCAUUCUCAGCAUGGUCACUGAGGAGCUGAGUGAGGUCCCACUCUACUACACCCUAGACCACCUCAGCAGCACCAUCCACUGCAACACGCCCUCACUGCUGCAGUUCAGAUCCGCCCUCCUCCAUGCAGGCUACCAGGUGUCAUUAUCCCAUGCCUGUAAGAACACCAUCAAGACAGACGCACCAGCCACUGUCAUCUGGGACAUCAUGAGAUGCUGGGAAAAGCUCCACCCUGUGAAGCGGGAGCGGCUCUCUGAGACCAGCCCCGCUGCCCGCAUCCUCGCAGUGGAGCCAACGCUCAAGGCCUCCUUCACUGUGCGGGAAGAUGCCAACCCCAAGUCUCGGCGGCGUGGGCUCAAGCGGUUCCAGGAGAACCCUGAAGCCAACUGGGGGCCCAAGGCCCGGGCCAAAGCUCAGGGUGGCAUCUCCCUGGCGCUGCAGGAGAAGAGCCGGCAGCACCAAGGCAAGCGCAAGGAGCGGGAGGAGAGUGCUAGAGCCACACUAGGGAGUUUCCCCAGCAAGCGCUUCAAACAGGGGACCUGCUCCUUUGGGGACCAGUGCUGCUACUCUCGCACACCAGAGGAAAGCUCUGCACCAGGCCCCCAGCCUGAGACUCCUGCACUGGACUCCCAACCUGACUGCUCUAGCUUGGAAGAUCCUGGACAACCUAGCACCCCUGGCCAACCUGAUGCCCCCAUGCCGGAGCUGGACUCACCCAGCCCCCUUGCCCCAUAGCUAGCUGGGCCCCUGGCCCUGGGGCUGGACCCUUAUGGUUUCUUUUUUCUUCUUUUGAUUUUACUGCUGACAGGGGCCCAGUUGUGCCCUGCAAUUAAAUGCCAGACAGCACCUGCCAAUCCCA